Seminavis robusta is the source of this 2098-nucleotide messenger RNA. The record is from the annotation of a GenBank genome assembly. NCBI's taxonomy places the organism in Eukaryota, Bacillariophyta, Bacillariophyceae, Naviculales, Naviculaceae.
UAAUACUGGCGGCAAACUGCAAACAGCAACAACACCUUGCCACUUUUCAGGCUUCUGUCUCUCCAGCAACGAUACAACAGGUGUCUGUCAAGCAAGCAACGAUACAACAGGAAUAAAUAAGAAAAGAGACUGCCAUGAGGAUUCUGUUAGCUCCACUGCUCUUGGCAGCUCUGGCCCAUGCCAACAAGGAUAGCACGUACUACAACAAUGGAGUCACCAAUCCGAAUGUGGAACAAGCCAUGUACUGGCACGAAGGAUGGAAUGUCUUGGAGGAUUUGUCGCAAUUUGACAAACUUUACGUCACCUAUCAUCACUGCGCCUGGGAAGCACCCACUGGAGACGACGACAAUGGCGAUGGUGGAGGCGAUGGCGACGAUUGGUACUUGAACAGUGUCCCCUCCUUUCGGGCCAAUGUCGCAUACAGUCUCUACGGAAUUCUCAAGGGUCAAAAAGAUUCCGGAUGCAACAAAAAGACGUACAUCAACUCGUUUCAUACCACACAAGGAUUGGAAUCCUUUACCAAUUCCAUGGCAGCGGCCGGAUUGACCAAUUUGUUUGAACUCGUCGAUGGAGAUGAGGACGAAGACGAUGGUCUCGGUGGUGGUACCGUCACAUCCACCUGUUACCAAGACGAAGAUGAAGACAAUGAAGGCGACGACAAUGUGAACAAUGGACAAAAACUCUAUCAGUCCACCAGUUAUGGAUUGGGAUGUUUAUCCGAUGGAAGCAGCAGUAGCAAAGACUUUGCCAUUCAUACGUACGAUGGUGGAUACUGCGAUGCCAAUUCCAUUACGGGAACCGUCGAUGAACUGGAAGAUUUGAACGAACGACUCGACUUGGCCAAGUGCGUUCCCAUUUUCGAAGGUGGAUACUACGACGCCGAAGAACAGGACGACGAAGAUGUGGAUCCUCUCGAUGUGUUGGCCACAUCCCGGGCGUGCCGCAUCCACGAUGGCACCAAGAGCUGUCCCGAUCCCUACGGACAACUCAAGCAACGAGAACGACAGCUCAACCAGGCGACUGGUGCCUUGUACGCGGGACCCUUUUGGACGGCUCGUAAAGUCAUGAUCACGGCAUGGACCAUGAUUGCCGUGGGAAUCUUUUCGUUUCUGUCUGCCAUUGCCUGGGCCGUCAAUGACUACAUGGAUGACCGAACCGGUGGUACCAAGAGUAGAAAGGUGCAAGAAGACACUGAUAGUGUCAUGGAUCCUGUCAAGCCAUCUCGUGGACGCAGUGAACUCAGUGAAACCUUGUCGAGUGUCGCCAGUACCAUCAGCAAGAGUUUGGGAUUGACAUCCGAUAGUCAUUCCAAGAGUUCCAAAAACUCCAAACGGUCCAAGCGAAGCAGCAAGUCAAAUAAGUCCAAGCGAUCGGGCAGGAGCGGUGGAAGUCGUCGUUCCAAACGAAGCAGUGGAGGAGGAGGUAACGAUGACGUUGAUGCUCCCGAGACGAUCAACUUUAGUCCCAGUUACCGUUCCGAGAAUACGGACACGAGCAACCUGAGUGCCGAAGACGUGGUUUUGAACAACAACAACAACAACAUUCAAGACGGCGUGGAAGCCGCCCCAAGCACCGAAGAUGCAUCGGUGCAGGCCAGCGUACGGGAAGCCGUGGGUGACAUGGUGCACUUUCUCAAAAAGACUUCCGAGACUUUCUUUGACGAGCCCGAAGAUGAAGUCAUUGAGAACAAGGGAAUUCCCGAUGAAUUGCCCAAGCCGUCGUCUUCGCGACGAGUACCGUCCGAAGCCGAAGUGGAUUCCAAUUGGACCGAAAAGGAAGAAGCCGUCUCCAAGAAAAAGUGGAGGAAGCGCCGGUGGUUCAAGAAGAUGCUGGGCAAAUAAAUAUAAAGAGGCGAACGAACCGCAGCCAUCCAGCCAUGCUGGCUGCAGCAACGGAAGUGAGAAUGCGCAGAUGGAAGCUCAUUGCAUGAGACGACGAGAACGCUACUACGGCGCGAACAUAGUUGUCGCAUCCAAUCAAGACAACUCUCUUCCAACCUUCCUCCAGACCUCCUCCUGUCGUCACAGGAGUAUAUUCUUCUCUGGAGUCUCUCUUGACACACUAAUCAUACUGACCGUAGUAGUUCCAUGUUGUUCAU